Molecule: messenger RNA, 1650 nt
Organism: Dichomitus squalens LYAD-421 SS1
Lineage: Eukaryota; Fungi; Basidiomycota; Agaricomycetes; Polyporales; Polyporaceae
Product: ubiquinone biosynthesis hydrox
Exons: 6
Coding region: 1-1650 (549 amino acids)
Biological process (GO): ubiquinone biosynthetic process
Cellular component (GO): mitochondrion
Molecular function (GO): 2-octaprenyl-6-methoxyphenol hydroxylase activity; FAD binding; oxidoreductase activity, acting on paired donors, with incorporation or reduction of molecular oxygen, NAD(P)H as one donor, and incorporation of one atom of oxygen
Source: RefSeq, a predicted model, not a curated record
AUGGCUACAUCAGUGCCCCAACAGAGUGACAUCGUCAUUGUCGGCGGAGGCCCUGCGGGGUUGGCCCUUGCAAGCGCGCUCAGUUCCCAACCCGCGAUACGAGACACGCUCCGAGUCGUGCUCGUUGAGGCCAGUGACUUGAGCAAGGUCCGCAACUGGAACGAUGGCCCAAGCACGUUCUCGAACCGGGUCAGCUCGAUCACGAACGCGUCGCAGGCGUUCCUUCAAGAGAUCGGCGUAUGGGCGCAUGUGGACGAGGGGCGGACAUGUCCGAUCGAAGAAAUGCAGGUUUGGGACGGUGUUUCGGACGCACGAAUUACGUUCUCUACUCAAGAUGACCAUGCGUCGUUCUUGCCCGACGCAUCCCCGCAGUCCCAGAUGGCGAGGCUCACGGAGAACCUCAACCUCCAACGAGCGCUCUUGAGGCACUUGGACAGCAAUCGAACAGUCGAGUUGGUGGACAAUGUGAAGGUGCAGUCGAUAGUGCGCGAAGAACGUGAAGGCGGCGGUUGGCCUUUAGUUCACCUCUCGGAUGGUCGGGUCCUGCGUGCAAGGCUGUUGGUCGGUGCAGAUGGCUUCAACUCCCCGGUGCGCGCAUAUGCUGGCAUCGAAUCCUACGGGUGGGCAUACAACACCACAGCUAUUGUCGCCACCCUCUUCCAUAAACCCCGAACAUCCUUCCAGGCACAGAACACGAUAGCGUAUCAACGUUUCCUUCCCACUGGACCCAUCGCUUUCUUGCCUCUCUCGCCGACAGCAUCAUCUCUUGUCUGGUCCACGAAGCCUCACCUAGCUAAGGCCCUGCUCUCCUCCGACCCUGCCGUCCUGACUAGCAUGAUCAACGCUGCCUUCCGUCUACCGGAAGUCUCUUUGAGAUACCUGCACCAGCAGAUCUUGGACUCUGUCAGCAAUGGCGCCCUUAUCAGCUCCCAGCAGCUGCGCGAGGAGAUCUCUUGGCGCGGGCGCUCACAUCACAUUGACCCGCGCUCGGCGUACUCCCUGACCGCGGACACUGAAGGUGUCCCUCCGGAGGACGCCGAUGCUCUUCCGCCUGUUGUGACAUCGAUACAGCCGGGGAGCGCUGCUUUUUUCCCGCUGAGAUUCAGCCAUGCGGACGACUACAUCGGGGAUGGCGCGGGUGCGCGCACCGUCCUCGUUGGGGAUGCUGCGCACACAAUCCACCCGCUAGCCGGACAAGGCUUGAAUAUGGGUCUCGGGGAUGUCGAGUCGCUCUUCAACUGCAUCCACAAGGCAGUCACGAAUGGCGGUGACAUAGGUUCGCGUACCGCGCUCCUCCGGUACGCUCGGGAACGCUACUUCGAGAACCACAAGAUCAUGUCCGCAUGCGACAAGCUGCACAAGCUCUACUCCUCCACCUCGGAGCCCGUCGUAUGGGCCCGCUCCGUCGGCGUGGAGGUCCUGAACGAGCUCGACUCCGUCAAGGCGGCUAUCAUGCUGAACGCGGGAAGCCGGAGCUCGCGCACGCGACCGUCGGGACGGCAGAUCGGGGCGAACUUCGCUGCGGAUGCUGUUGAGAGCAUCGCGAGGAGCGUCGCGGGGGUGAGCACGCUCACGACGGGCGUCGCCGGUCUGGUCGGGGAGGGUCUUCAGAGGGUGCUGCAGACUGUUGCGAAUUCGCAGCGGAGAUGA